This is a messenger RNA of Varroa destructor (honeybee mite), 3641 nucleotides long. RefSeq names its product POP1 ribonuclease P/MRP subunit (gene Pop1). Gene Ontology annotation, cellular component: ribonuclease MRP complex; nucleolar ribonuclease P complex. Gene Ontology annotation, biological process: tRNA 5'-leader removal. The record is from RefSeq and is a predicted model, not a curated record. NCBI's taxonomy places the organism in Eukaryota, Metazoa, Arthropoda, Arachnida, Mesostigmata, Varroidae.
CUGAAAAGGAUUGGCAUUUUUUAUGGUGAAUUUUCGUGCAAGUUCUCUGAGCUGCUGUCAACACUACAAAAGUGAUGAGCAAUCGAAAAAAACGCUCCGCAUCGAGCGAUGAAGAUCCAGUUGAUAUGGGUGAAGCCGGCGGGAGCGCAAGGGGCUUGAAGCAAGGCCGCAGAGCUUAUCAAACUGCAUCGGAAGAAGUUGGCCCCAGUCAUGUGGAGGCACUUCAGUCAACCACCAGUGAGAACGACAGCAAUGCCGAUAUUUUUCGCAGGAUCGACCUACCACCGACAAUAGACUUAGAACACUUCGUCUCCGCCAGAAAGGAUGAGUUGGCCAAUCUGACGAACACGGUCAGAACUCGAAUGCGCAAGCUGGUUAGUCAGCAGCUACCGAGACAUCUUAGGCGCCGAACUGUGAGCCACAAUAAGAAACGUCUACCAAAACGAAUGCAGGACCGCUACAAUGCCGAAGCCGCCAAAGAGACAAAGCGCCCAUCACGGCUACAUCGGCGAAGACCGCGGAAUUUACAGGACGAGUAUACGCGUCGAGCCAGAAGUCACCGAUGGCUUGAAACACAUAUAUGGCAUGCCAAGAGGUUUCGAAUGGUAGAAAAAUUUGGCUAUAAGAUUCCCGAAAGCAGUUUCGAUAAGAGCCUGAGAGCGUGUUACAGAGGCGCUGCAAAGUAUUGCUUACUCAACGAUAUUUCUUAUGAAUGCUGCAUUGAACUUCGUGGCGAGCAAGCAGCAAUAUGCGGAGCUUUCGAACGCAUCAGCUCGCAGAAAACUGGCCUUUCAAUCGCAGCCAAAAAGUUCAUUGAUGGUCGAUUCCAAGGGUCCAUAUGGCUCUAUCAAAUUGAUUCAUAUCCGCACAAGUGUUUGGGGGAGGCUACGUUCAUAUGGCGUCCAUUAGACGCAGGGAAUUCGGAGCGCAUUCUAUGGUUAUGGUGUCAUCCUGAGUUUCGUGAAACCCUGAUCGACAUCUUCAAGCAACUGCUCGAUCUUGUCGCUGACUUCAGUGGAGAAGGCGCCACGGAACCUUCCGUAUUCAAAGGACCAACUGUAACUUUAAUUAAUCUCCAGGACAAGCUGAACCGGUUUCGGCUUACUGGUCCCUUGUCAGCGCGCGUUCUCUGUGAGGCCCUCACUCAGGACGAGAGUGGCCUUAAGCUAGCGCCACCACUGUCUCUGCAGCCAGAUGAGUUUAACACUUUCUGGAGCGGUGUCGCAAAAAAUGCUUUAUCGGCUUUUAGUCAUAUACGAGACGGACAGAUAGCCGGAAACGUUGUGUUAGAUCCAAGAUUACAUAUGCCUCGCAAACGAUUGGUCUCGACAGUGGUCGGCUUGCAGGCCGACGAUGAAGGUUCUUUUGAUUCUAAAGGAAGCCAAAAUGCUAUAAGCGAAGUUCCUUUUCGGAGCGAUAUUUGGGAUCAGUCAGCUAGGAGCUUUGUUAAGAGAUCAAUGAUGACGCAGGACGAGAUUAACAAGCUGCAACAUGAUAGCAUCGUGCCAGGAACCCCACUGGCUCUCGGUGCUAAAGAAAGUCGAAUUCCGAUUCUUGUUAUUUUUCGCGGCGGAAGCCAAGAUCAUCUGGGUUAUUCUAGAGGCUGCGACAUCAUCCUACCUUCGGGUUGGGGAAGACAAUUUUUUAUUGCAUUGAAUUAUCGCUCAGCACGCGCAGCAGGCUUUCGUGAUCUCUCCGCGAUAACUCGAUAUUCUGGCAAAUUUGUCUUUCCUGACGAUAUUCCUGAUAGCAUACUCGCGGCACCCCAUCACAGUAAAGAAACGGAUGAUCUGCUCACAAAACACAUAAAGUAUCCCCCGAAUAAACGGCCACCGUUUGCGAAAUUAGGUUUAUGGUUGCCGUAUUCGCUUCCGUUUGGACACCUCAUCGAGAAGAUUGCGCCGCCGCAAUGUGAGUCGCCAAGGAGCAGAUUCUUUGUUCUUCGGGAUCGGGUCUUACUGAAGCAGCUAGCAGAAGUAUACAAGAAGCCACAGCAAUUCGUUGAGCUCGUAAAAACCAUGCCAGCAAAUGACGUUGAGCUGGCAUUAAUUCCCGUCAAGGUAACCUCCCCAAAAGGUGUACCAGCACGAUUUGCGAGACUCUAUGGGCUUCCAGACUUUCCUGGGCCAAUGCAGGAGCCUGUACACACGAAUGCUUGGCGAGAACGUACGGUCACCAAAAAUGACUUAACACAAGGGUUCUUAAACGCAGCUAUCGAUAACCUGUACCAAAUCGUGGGAUUUCUCGUUAGUGGAGACCGCAACUAUACGGAAAAAUAUUCGACUGGUCUGGGAUACGUUUCACUGCAAGCUCUUGUCAAUGUGCUUGAAGCCCACGAUAACGUGAUCGCAUUCAGAAAUCAGCACUGCUUCAACUAUCACUUAGUGCAGAUGGUCAUCUUGUGCUGAUCUCCCAAAAACGUGAGCACUGUAUCAGUUUUCGUACUCGUGUAGGUUUUUAUCAGUGGUUAUAUACUGCGACUGAUGUACAUAGGUUAUACAAGUAUCGUUUACUGGGAGCUUACUGUCUACUUUGUAUUAUUGUAAAAGUAAUCUAGAUAUUUUGCUGUAAAUUUACAUAUGGACAACAGAAUGGUGAUAAUGGCAAUGAUGACUUCUGAACUUUACCAAUAGAAACUAGCCGCAUUGAACAGCAUUAGAACGAUUUGUCUUACAAUAUACAGGUGAAAUUAAGUCGUCGAUAGACGGAUUUAUAUGGGUGUCAAUAAAAAUCAUGUGUUUGAGGGGUUUAUCUGACCCGCUUAUUUUCGAACAAAAAAGCUUAAAGGUUGUUAAAUUUAAAUAAUCUACAGGAUAUACCAGCUCUAUUCUAAAUGAUCAACGUCAAUUUUUAUAAUCAUACAUCUUACUAAAAAAUCCAAUAUUUCUGUGGAGAUACAUUUGAAAAAUUGCUCUAUCUAAUGCUAUUAUCGUUUACGUGGCCAGCUUCUGUAGAUAGUAAGAGAACCUUUUUUUAAUAGCUACGAUGAGUGGCACUAUAUUGGUAUGCUGAUGUCUGUUGGGUUGUUCAACAUCCCACGAUCUUUAUAUGGGGCUUAUGCCUGCCUAAAGCCCUAGGCUGGAACUGGGCUCAACCGAACCGAAAGUUUGACUAAACCGUAUUUGUGAGCUAAUGUUCCAUUUUCUUGAACCACGUGUUAUCCUUUGUUCAAUAUGGUGUUGGCCGUCGUUUCAUCACAGGUUACUAAUCACCUCAAUAAACUGGUUUUUAACGGUUUAACCUUUCCAAAGAAGGUGCAGCAGCAUGACGUCGACUUUGCUAAUUCAUGUAAUUUUAGGAAAUGACGCAAGUGAAAGGAGGAAUUAAUGUAAAGAGUUAUAAAAAGACCCUACAGUACCUGUGUUCGGGCCGUACCUAGAUCUCGACAUUGCUGUAGGGUCAUUGGGAUUUCUCGGGUUCUAAAAAAACAGGUUUUCUCCAACAUCUCCUAAUGAAGAAAUAGCAAAUUAUUUUUAGGAAGAAUUUCAGUCUGAAAACUUUCUGUAUUUAGUUGACAGGUCGAAUUACUAAAAAUAUAAUUUAUUAAUACGUCUGCAUUAAUUAUGUAUUAUUUGCUAUAGGCGCUUGCACGUUGAACUGACUUAAGUUUGCAUACGCAAAAUAAUUCAUAGAUUUAGACG